Molecule: messenger RNA, 408 nt
Organism: Heterostelium album PN500
Lineage: Eukaryota; Evosea; Eumycetozoa; Acytosteliales; Acytosteliaceae
Product: holo-ACP synthase
Exons: 3
Coding region: 1-408 (135 amino acids)
Biological process (GO): fatty acid biosynthetic process
Molecular function (GO): holo-[acyl-carrier-protein] synthase activity; magnesium ion binding
Source: RefSeq, a predicted model, not a curated record
AUGUCAAAUAGAUGUAUAAAGAUAUUAGGUAUAGGAAAUGAUAUUGUUAAAAUAUCUAGGUUCACUGUGAACUCAGAGAAUGAACGAUUUUUAAAGAGAGCAUUUCAUCCUGUGGAAAUAGAGAAAUUCAAAGAAUUGAAAUUACAAAGUCAACAGAAUGCUUUACAAUAUUUAGCUGGAAGAUGGGCAGCAAAAGAAUCAGUUUAUAAAGCAUUCAAAGGAAUUGAAAGAGCAAAACUAAACUUUCAAAAUAUACGUAUACUUUCGAAUAGCGAUGGAUCUCCGUACGUCGAUCUAAUCGAAAACUCUUUGGAUCUGUCGAAGCAGCUGAAUGUAACCGAUAUACACAUUUCGAUAUCACACGACACUGACUAUGCUAUUGCCAAUAAAUCAAUAUCAAUAUCAUAA